CGAACAGAUCAGAGAAGGAACUCUCUGAGAUCCACUGCUCAGUUCUGGCCAACAUGCUGCAGAUGUCAGAGGAGGUUCUGGAUGAGUUGGACCUGAAGAAGUACAACACAUCAGACCUGGGACGACUGAGACUGAUUCCAGCUGUGAGGAACUGCAGAAAGGCUGUACUUACAGGCUGUAAACUCUCAGAGAGUCACUGUGAAGUUGUGGCCUCAGCUCUGAAGUCCAACCCCUCCCAUCUGACAGAGCUGGACCUGAGCUACAACGACCUGAAGGAUUCAGGAGUGAAGAAGCUGUGUGCUGGACUGGAGAGUCCAAACUGUAAACUGGAGACUCUGAGAUUGAGUGCCUGCAGUUUGUCAGAGAUCAGCUGUGCUUCUCUAGCCUCAGCUCUGAAGUCCAACCCCUCCCAUCUGACAGAGCUGGACCUCAGUGAGAACUACCUGACGGAUUCAGGAGUAAAGACGCUGUGUGCUGGACUGGAGAGUCCAAACUGUAAACUGGAGACUCUGAGAUUAAGGUGGUGCAGUUUGUCAGAGAUCAGCUGUGCUUCUCUGGCCUCAGCUCUGAAGUCCAACCCCUCCCAUCUGACAGAGCUGGACCUGGGUGGAAACAAGCUGAAGGAUUCAGGAGUGAAGAAGCUGUGUGCUGGACUGGAGAGUCCAAACUGUAAACUGAAGACUCUGGGAUUGGUGAGCUGCGGGUUGUCAGAGUUCAGCUGUGCUUUUCUGGCCUCAGCUCUGAAGUGCAACCCCUCCCAUCUGACAAAGCUGGACCUGGGUUGGAACGACCUGAAGGAUUCAGAAGUGAAGCCUCUGUCUGAUCUUGUGGAGAGUCCACACUGCAGUCUGCAGACUCUGAGGUGGUGGUGGUCUCGGUUAGAGUGUGAGUGAUGAGAAAGAUGUUUGUGUUGAGAGUAUCAGCUGAGACUCCUAGCCACACUCGCCAACAUGGGCAUCACAGGCACUGCCCACUCCUGGCUCGAGUCCUACCUCGCUGGACGCUCCUUUAAUGUGUCUUGGCAAGGUCGUCUGUCAUCGACUCAUACCCUCUCCACGGGGGUGCUGCAGGGGUCUGUGCUGGGCCCCCUUCUGUUUGCCAUCUACACCACCUCGUUGUCCCAUGUUAUCCGCUCACACGG
Molecule: messenger RNA, 1141 nt
Organism: Larimichthys crocea (large yellow croaker)
Lineage: Eukaryota; Metazoa; Chordata; Actinopteri; Sciaenidae
Product: ribonuclease inhibitor
Exons: 6
Coding region: 54-893 (279 amino acids)
Molecular function (GO): protein binding
Source: RefSeq, a predicted model, not a curated record